Messenger RNA from Corylus avellana, 1819 nucleotides. The record is from RefSeq and is a predicted model, not a curated record. Lineage: Eukaryota; Viridiplantae; Streptophyta; Magnoliopsida; Fagales; Betulaceae.
CACCGAGCAGAGGGGAAGAAAUUAGAAUGGAGGCUAGAGUUAACCAUCAAAAUUACUCGAAGUUUUUGCCUCUAACGACAAAUUCCCUUUCCCUAAUGUCAGCAACGAAUCGAAUUAUGAGAUUCCAUUGACUAAAAUAAUCGAAACUCCUACCCUUUCUUAUAUGUCUUGUGAUGGUCGAUUCGAAGCCGGCACUCGUCGUGUUCUACCUCACUCUUUUGAGACACAUUUCUGGGCUCUUAUAUAGCGCUCUGAUUCUGCAAUCAAUUGGGUCGACAGUCCCAAGGCCACGAUGGAUUCCCACGACGAGGAGUCGCCGUUGGUUGCGGAUAGUUCGCCGGUUCAAACCCCAAAGCAAAACCACGCCAGAGAUGUUCAUAUUCUCAGCUCUGCCUUCCUCUUGAUCUUUCUUGCCUAUGGAGCCGCUCAGAAUUUGGAGAGUACCCUCAACACGGAAGAGGAUUUGGGUACGACUUCGCUUGGGAUAUUGUAUUUGUCAUUCACAUUUUUCUCAUUAGUGGCUUCUGUGGUGGUUAGAAGACUGGGGACAAAGAAUGCUUUGGUUCUUGGGACUACUGGUUACUGGUUGUUCAUAGCUGCUAAUUUGAAGCCAACAUGGUAUACAAUGGUUCCAGCUUCUGUGUACCUUGGCUUUUCUGCUUCAAUUAUAUGGGUUGGGCAGGGUACGUAUCUCACUUCCACUGCCCGCAGUCAUGCAAAAGAUUGCAACUUACAUGAAGGGACAGUAAUUGGUAACUUUAAUGGAGAAUUUUGGGGAAUGUUUGCGAGUAACCAGUUUGUUGGAAAUCUUAUUUCACUUGCAAUGUUGAGCGAUGGGACGGAGGGAAGUACCAGUGGCACAACUUUGUUGUUUGUUGUGUUCCUUUGCAGUAUGACCUUAGGUACCAUACUUAUGUGCUUCUUAACAAAAAGGAACCAUAACGCAGAGGAUGGGACUCAAGAUUCUUCCGUUGGCGUAUAUUCUACCGUGGUUUCUCUGUCAAAGUCUUUAGUCACUCUCUUGUUUGAUGCACGGAUGCUAUUGACCAUCCCCCUUAUUGCGUAUUCAGGAUUACAACAGGCGUUUGUAUGGGCUGAAUUCACCAAGGAUAUUGUAACUCCAGCACUCGGUGUGUCUGGUGUGGGUGGUGCAAUGGCAGUGUAUGGAGCUUUUGAUGCAAUAUGUUCACUGGCAGCUGGUCGACUCACCUCCGGUCUCACGUCAAUCACUUUGAUAGUUUCUGGUGGUGCCUUAAUUCAGGCUGUUGUAUUCCUGUGGCUCCUGCUAAUAUACAGGUUAACUAGCGGAGUACUUGGCAUUAUGUACCCACUUCUCAUGGCUGCCAUGUUGGGUAUUGGUGAUGGAGUAUUUAAUACACAACUUAAUGCUUUGCUUGGGAUACUCUUCAAGCAUGAUACGGAAGGAGCAUUUGCACAGCUCAAGGUCUGGCAGAGUGGUUCCAUCGCAGUCGUGUUUUUCGUGAGUCCAUACAUCUCAUUGAAGGCAAUGCUGGUGGUUAUGCUCGCCGCGCUCUGCCUCUCAUAUGCUGGGUUUCUGCUUUUAACUCUCAAGAAGAAGAAGAAGAAUUAUAAGCACAAGUGCCUUGUUCCAUUCUGUUCCAUAACUGAAGUGGUGCAUAGGUUAGUAGAAGUUGAGGUCAUAAAUAAUACUUUAUUGUUAUAAUUUUUUUAUUGUAUUUAUGAUUCUGUAACCUCAUAACAUGUAGUUAUGAUUUAUCAGAACUUUAUGCUCUUUGUAACCUCAUAGCUUUUAGCUAUAAUUUAUUAGAGCUUUAUGCUAUGUGAUGUAAAAGUUUUA